AUGUCCGAAACAGCAACAUCGAACUCCAACGGAGACCUCUGGCUCUUCGGAUACGGAAGUCUCAUCUGGAAACCGCCUCCGCAUUACGACCUCCGCAUCCCCGGCUCCAUCACCGGCUACGUCCGUCGAUUCUGGCAAGCCAGCGAAGACCACCGCGGCACGCCCUCGUCCCCCGGCCGCGUCGUCACGCUGAUCGAGCGCGCCGUCUUCGACGCCCUGGCCGCCGAACCGGCGCCCGACCGGGUCCACGGCGCCGGCUACCGCAUCCCGGCCCCCCACGUCGACGCCGUGCGGGCGUACCUCGACCUGCGGGAGAUCAACGGGUACUCCAUGCGGCACACGACCUUUUGGCCGUCGCCGUCGCCGUCGCCGUCGCCGUCGCCGUCGUCCGGACCGCCGCCGCCGCCGCCGGUCGAGGGGUGCCUCGUGUACAUCGGACUGCCGUCGAACCCGCAGUUCCUCGGCCGGCAGUCCCCGCAGGCGGUGGCGGAGGUGAUAGCGGGGAGUGCGGGGCCGAGCGGCGCCAACGCGGAGUAUCUCUUCAUGCUGGAGGCUGCGUUGAUGGGGUUGGGGGAGGGGAGCGUGGAUGAGCAUGUUAGGGAUUUGGCGGAGAGGGUGAGGUCGUUGAUGAAGGGUGGGAACGGAAAGGGUGGUCGUGGCGGGGAUGGGAAGGACGAAGACAGCGAGCUGACAACGCAGGCGGUGGAAAAUGAGGUCGAGAGGAUCAGGAGUGGGGAGAGUGGGCGGGCGGGUGAGGAGACUGAGAAAGUAUCACAGCGGGAGAGAUAG
This is a messenger RNA of Letharia columbiana, 789 nucleotides long. RefSeq lists its product as uncharacterized. The transcript has 4 exons. Gene Ontology annotation, molecular function: glutathione specific gamma-glutamylcyclotransferase activity; gamma-glutamylcyclotransferase activity. Lineage: Eukaryota; Fungi; Ascomycota; Lecanoromycetes; Lecanorales; Parmeliaceae. The record is from RefSeq and is a predicted model, not a curated record. Gene Ontology annotation, cellular component: cytoplasm. The coding region runs from base 1 to 789 and encodes 262 amino acids. Gene Ontology annotation, biological process: glutathione catabolic process.